Molecule: messenger RNA, 624 nt
Organism: Myotis brandtii (Brandt's bat)
Lineage: Eukaryota; Metazoa; Chordata; Mammalia; Chiroptera; Vespertilionidae
Product: elastin-like
Exons: 4
Coding region: 1-624 (207 amino acids)
Source: RefSeq, a predicted model, not a curated record
AUGGGACCUGUGGGACAGCUGGAAGUGGGCACAGGAGGGCUCCCAGGUGUGGGCACAGGGGGGCUCCCAGGUGUGGACACAGGAGGGCUCCCAGGUGUGAGUACAGGGGGGCUCCCAGGUGUGAGCAUAGGGGGGCUCCCAGGUGUGGGCACAGUGGGCAUAGGGGGGCUCCCAGGUGUGGGCACAGGAGGGCUCCCAGGUGUGGGCACAGGGGGGCUCCCAGGUGUGGGCAUAGGGGGGCUCCCAGGUGUGGGCACAGGAGGGCUCCCAGGUGUGGGCACAGGGGGGCUCCCAGGUGUGGGCAUAGGGGGGCUCCCAGGUGUGGGCACAGGAGGGCUCCCAGGUGGGGGGCUCCCAGGUGUGGGCACAGGAGGGCUCCCAGGUGUGGGCACAGGGGGGCUCCCAGGUGUGGGCAUAGGGGGGCUCCCAGGUGUGGGCACAGGAGGGCUCCCAGGUGUGGGCACAGGGGGGCUCCCAGGUGUGGGCAUAGGGGGGCUCCCAGGUGUGGGCACAGGAGGGCUCCCAGGUGUGGGCACAGGGGGGCUCCCAGGUGUGGGCAUAGGGGGGCUCCCAGGUGUGGGCACAGGAGGGCUCCCAGGUUCCCUCUUAUUCCCUGGCUCUUAA